CACUCACACACUCACACACUCGCACACUUUGGCUGUCUGAGAGAUAACAUUUACUCUUCAUUCUUCAGCCGCAGUGUUUUGGUGUGGUGUUCAGAUGCGCUACACGUUUAAGCCGGAUGACUGUAUGGUCAUCUCCAUUCCUCUGGGCAGCAUCAGGAACAUGAGGGACGGUCAGCUGAUGCCAGAGAAAUUCACCUGCGUCUUCAAGGAUGCUUAUAAAGUAUUUCUGAAAGGACGACCAAAGGAGCUCGGGGCUGCUCAGCUGAGUAUUGGCGCCUUCAUCAUCUGCAUUGGCAGCCUCCUUUCUCUCGAAUACAGUUCAGUUCAUCUGAUAUACACCCUACCUAGUGUACUGUUCAUUGCUACUGGCGUUAUGACCUUUGCAUCUGGAAGUUCUCCAUUAAUGCCAGUGGUGAAGCUGUCGUUCAUCUUCAACAUCAUCAGCCUCUUCUGGUCCAUCACAGUUCUGGUUCUUUGCCCAUUUUUACCAGAUGAUACCUCAUUUGGUAACAGUCCUAAAGGAACCAGAAAGUUUCAGAUGUUCAUUGGGCUGAAGGUAGUGAUCGGUGUUUUGGGUGGGGUUGAGCUGAUUCUGGCUCUGGCUCUGAUCUACUGGGAGAGUAAAGCUGUGUGCAGACCUCAUUUCAACACUCUGCCCCUGAUCACCAUCAAGCAAGACAUCUGAUUGGACGGUUGGUUGACGGAUGAGCCAAUCAGAGUCAAGUUUUCUCCAUGAGGUCGUCUGUGAAUUUGUAUUAUUGUGUAUAUAGUUGUUUGUCUUUUUAAUGCCUCUGCUUGUACACUCUCAGAAAUAAAGGUACGCGAGCUGUCACUGGGGUGGUAUCUUUUCAAAAGGUACAAAUUUGAACCUAAAAGGUCCAUAUUAAUACCUCAAGGGUACAUAUUAGUACCUCAAGGGUACAUAUUAGUACCUAAAAAGUACAAAAGUGUUCCUCUUAAAAUGUUUAGGUACUAAUAUAUACUUUUGAGGUACCAAUAUGGACCCUUCAAGUACAAAUGUGUUCCUGUUGAUAAAGGUACCACCCCAGUGACAGCUCGCGUACCUUUAUUUCUGAGAGUGUAGAGUAUGAGGGUCAAUCAGACUGUCAACAUAUUAAAUGUCUCAUUGUAAAUGUUACAUUACAUGUUUCACACUGUUAAUGGCUCUAGAUUAAAGAUGUUUUGCAUUUGGAUAUACACAUACAUACAAUGCUCAGCAUAUAUGCGUACCCCCCUCACAAAUCUCUCUUUUUAAGUUCAUAUUUUAAUAGUAAGCUAUGUAAUGUUAUAUUUGUGUAUAUACAUUACAUUAGUCAGUACUGAAGCCAAAUCUGGAGCUAAUCUAACAAAAUAACUUGUUUUUUGAUCGUUUUCACAAGUACAGCCAAAUUUAUUUGUUAUAGAAAAAUAUUAAAUACAAUUUUAAAUAGAGGAAAAAUUUAAUGAAAUUUUGUUUAGUUGUAAUUUUAUUUUGCUUGGAUUUAAUUGUAUUAUCUUUCAAUUUCUAAAUAUGUUUGGUGACUAAAAUAUUAUUUUAAUAAAUGUAUCUAUUUAAUAAAUCUGUUCUGUUGAAAUGCUCUAAAAUACAUUGCCUAUAUUCACAGGGAAAUGGAGACAUUUUUUCAAAAUGGGCUGUAGUCCAUUAUGCUGAGCACUGUAAAUAUAAGUACACAAUAACAAGCUCGAAUACUUAUUAAAACUAUGUUUCAUUAGCUAUUAUUUGUUGGAAAAAAUCUUCUCAUUAAACAGCACUUAAGAAAUAUUUAAUAGAAUUUAAAGUUUUACAGGGCUGCUAAUGAUUUUGACUUCGACUAUGAAGAGUUUAGAUACAAAACCCUCUAAGUGCCGUCUGAAGAUUUCUUCUAAUAUUAGCCUUUUUCUCAGGCUCCUAUAUCUUGAUUCAGUAAUUUCACUUUUAUGGCAAAGAAUAGAUUACUUUCAUCACUUAUAACAUGAAAUAACUGAACAUAAACACACGAGCUUUAGAAAAAUGCUCAUUGUAGAACAAAAUUCCAGAUGGCACUUAAAGGUUUUUGCAUCUGAACUCUUCAUAUG
This is a messenger RNA of Danio aesculapii, 2055 nucleotides long. RefSeq lists its product as uncharacterized. Lineage: Eukaryota; Metazoa; Chordata; Actinopteri; Cypriniformes; Danionidae. Bases 95 to 685 code for a protein of 196 amino acids. The transcript has 8 exons. The record is from RefSeq and is a predicted model, not a curated record.